AUGGCUAAAAAAUGCGACUUUCUAGCGCAGGAGCAGUUACUACUCGGACUACGAAGGAAGUGGCGAGACCGUGGAACCUUAGCCAUGACUGAAGCAGAUGUAAAUCCGAAAGCCUAUCCCCUCGCAGAUGCCCACCUCACCAAGAAGCUAUUGGACCUUGUUCAGCAGUCCUGUAACUAUAAGCAGCUUCGUAAAGGAGCCAAUGAGGCCACCAAAACCCUCAACAGAGGCAUCUCCGAGUUCAUUGUCAUGGCUGCAGAUGCCGAGCCGCUGGAGAUCAUCCUGCACCUCCCAUUGCUUUGUGAAGACAAGAACGUGCCCUACGUGUUUGUACGCUCCAAGCAGGCCCUGGGACGGGCCUGUGGCGUGUCCAGGCCGGUCAUUGCCUGCUCGGUCACUAUCAAGGAAGGCUCGCAGCUGAAGCAGCAGAUCCAGUCCAUCCAGCAGUCCAUCGAGAGGCUGCUAGUCUAA
This is a messenger RNA of Orycteropus afer afer, 471 nucleotides long. It is a transcript of the gene SNU13, whose product is annotated as small nuclear ribonucleoprotein 13. The record is from RefSeq and is a predicted model, not a curated record. Gene Ontology annotation, cellular component: box C/D methylation guide snoRNP complex; nucleolus; small-subunit processome. Gene Ontology annotation, molecular function: RNA binding. The transcript has 4 exons. The coding region runs from base 1 to 471 and encodes 156 amino acids. Gene Ontology annotation, biological process: mRNA splicing, via spliceosome; ribosome biogenesis; maturation of SSU-rRNA. Lineage: Eukaryota; Metazoa; Chordata; Mammalia; Tubulidentata; Orycteropodidae.